Molecule: messenger RNA, 1032 nt
Organism: Moesziomyces antarcticus
Lineage: Eukaryota; Fungi; Basidiomycota; Ustilaginomycetes; Ustilaginales; Ustilaginaceae
Product: alkbh6 protein
Exons: 1
Coding region: 1-1032 (343 amino acids)
Source: RefSeq, a predicted model, not a curated record
AUGUCGGUGCUGGAAGCGCCGUCGCAGGAGCAAUGGGAUCUCGAAGCGCAUCGCAUUCGAAUCCCGUCAAAUGCUGGUCCGAACCAGUUCGCCUCGACCUCGACCUCAUCCUCGUCUGCCAGCUCGGAUGCCAAGCAGGGUGGAUUCUUCUACAUCCCCAACUUUAUCACCGAGGACGAAGAGCGCUUCCUGAGCGAAUCAAUACUUUCGGCGCCCAAGCCCAAGUGGAAGAUGCUGCAGAACCGACGGCUGCAGGAGUGGGGCGGCCAGAUUCAUGCGAAGAACAACACGCUCAUGCCGCAAGCCAUGCCCGACUUUUUGCGCACCUAUCCGGACCUCGUGACGCGCCUGCGCAACACGCAUGCGUUUGAUGCGGCGCAGCACGGCGAGCCUAACCACUGCCUCGUCAACGAGUACCUUGCUGGCCAGGGCAUCAUGCCUCACGAGGACGGGCCGGCAUACUUUCCCGCCGUCGCCACGAUCAGCCUUGGCUCACAUACGCUGCUCGACCUAUACCGCUACGUCGACGAGGAUCUCCAAAAGGACUUUGACGAACGCAUGAAGGAGCACGACCAGAAGACCACACAGCAGUCAUCUGUAGGGACAAACGAGGAUGCCGAGGAGAAUGGAUCGACCAAGUCGCCGAUCGUGCCCAAGGAGAGAGUGGAAGGCAACGUGAGGAUCGUGCGUGGCGCGCGGGCCAGGGAACCAUCGCCGGUGUUUUCGAUCCUGCAAGAACCGAGAUCGCUGCUGAUCACGACGGGGGACGUGUACAAGAGCUACCUGCACGGCAUUGCCGAGCGCAAGGUGGACACGCCGGCGCAUCUGGCGCACGUCGUUAACGCAGAGCUCCUCUCGGAUCCGCGCUUGCGUGCUGCGGUCGAAGAAGCCAAGAAGAAUGUCGGCAGCGACAGCCAGGAUGCAGAGGGCCUCGAGAGGGACACGCGGCUCAGCCUCACAUUCCGCGACGUGGAGAAGGUGAGCAAAGGCGUGGCGGCCAUGAUGGCAUUCCUCCAGGGCGGAAAGCGUUAG